CCUCAUCCUCAUCGUGUCCGCCGGCAAUGCCACCGCCGCCUAAUUGCUUCAAUCAAAUAGAGCAACCUUCAAGCCAAAAAUCUCCUGAUUUAAACCACCCAUGGACGGCGCCGGAGGAACAAGAACAGAUUGUAAGUGGAAAAAGGACGAGACCCUUUCUUGAUGAAGCCCAUUGGGAUCCAAAUCUGUUCAAUAUUGCAAGGAAAAAGGGUUGUUCGUCGUCGUCAUCGUCGUCGUCUUCGUCCGAAAUGAAUCGCUCUGCAAUGUUUUUGGAUUCAAAUUUGAGUGGAAGCUAUCAAUUGGCUGAAGAUAGCAGCAGUUUAUUGGCAUUGAGAAGUUCAACAACUCCAAAUCAAUUUGCACCAUAUCAUUUCCAAGAAACUAUGGAGGCUUCAAUGCAUAGAGAUGGAGGAAGUGCAUCAAAUUACAACAAAAUUACAUUUGACACCUCCAAUGGAUCGAAGACGAAGUCAAAGUCAAAGGGCAAAGAAGUAAAUGUGAUUGGUUCCCGAGUUGAGCCCAAACCUGAACCUGAAAAUGAGGACGAAAGAGAUGAUAUCGACCUUGAUUUGAAGCUCUAGUCGUCACGUUUUUGGUGAAAAAAAAAUAUGCACACAUAGCAAGUUGUUCUAGUAGUAACUGCGAUUGGCUCCCAAGGUAAAUCCAAAACCUGAACCCGAAAAUGCGGACGAAUGAGCUGACAUCUACCUUGAUUUGAAGCUCUACUCGUCACGUUUUUUGUAACGAAAAAAUAUGCACACAUAGAAAGUUGUUCUUGUAGUAAUUGUGAUUGGCUCCCAAGGUAAAUCCAAAACCUGAACCCGAAAAUAAGGAUGCAUGAGUUGACAUCGGCCCUGAUUUUAAGCUCUAGUUGUCAAGCUUUUUGUAAUGAAGAAUAGGCACAGAUAGAAAGUUGUUCAGUACUCAAUUUCCGUUUUA
Messenger RNA from Cucurbita maxima (winter squash), 939 nucleotides. RefSeq lists its product as uncharacterized. Bases 27 to 581 code for a protein of 184 amino acids. The record is from RefSeq and is a predicted model, not a curated record. The transcript has 4 exons. NCBI's taxonomy places the organism in Eukaryota, Viridiplantae, Streptophyta, Magnoliopsida, Cucurbitales, Cucurbitaceae.